GGGUGCUACUGCUGAAACAAGAUGGCUGUACGCGCAGGUGGAGCAGCGGCGGAGAGCUGAGGCAAUGCAGAGGAGGAAAAAGAGGGGGGCGAGGAUUUUUACUCCAGUGUGUGUGUGUGUGUGUGUGUGUGUAUGUCUUGUCCUGCCAAAAGAGCAACAGCCCCGAAGAGAGAGGGAGCAAGAGACAGAAACAGAGAAAGAGAGAGAAGAGACACGAGCGCUUCUGACAUGGAGCUGAUUUGUUUCCGUUGCCGUUGAAGGUAACGCUUUGGCGGUUUGAUAAUUCAGUCUUUUCCCGUAACCAAGAGACAAACAGACUCACCAAACAAAUCACGGAGCAGGCACUCAGUCAGUAGAGGACAGCCGGGGACGCUCACGCCGCUAUUAGAGAUGUCCCUGCUAUGUGUGGGAGUGAAGAAAGCCAAGCUGGAUGGACCCCAAGAGAAGUUCAACACUUAUGUGACUCUAAAGGUACAAAAUGUGAAGAGCACAACCAUUGCUGUCAGGGGCAACUUGCCCAGCUGGGAGCAAGACUUCAUGUUUGAAAUUAACCGCUUGGACCUGGGUCUGACAGUAGAGGUGUGGAACAAAGGGUUAAUCUGGGACACAAUGGUCGGUACUGUGUGGAUACCCCUCCGUAGCAUCCGACAGUCAAAUGAGGAGGGUCCAGGGGAGUGGCUCACAUUAGAUUCUCAGGUCAUCAUGGCCGAUAAUGAGAUCUGUGGCACCAAAGAUCCCACUCUCCACCUGGUGCUGCUCGACACACGCUUUGAACUGCCACUCGAUAUCCCUGAGGAUGAGGCACGGUACUGGGCCAAAAAACUGGAACAACUUAAUGCCAUGAGGGACCAAGAUUAUUCAUACCAGGAGGAACAGGAACGCCCUCUUCGUAUGCCAGGAACUCAGUGCUGUAACUGGAGUUUAUGGGGAGACCAGCAAAAUGAGGACCCAGACAGCGCCGUGGAUGACCGGGACAGUGACUACCGCAGUGAGACCAGUAACAGCAUCCCUCCUCCCUACUACAGCACAUCACAGCCCAACGCCUCUGUCCACCAGUAUCCCAUCAACCACCAACAGCGCAGCUCAAGAAGCUUCUCCUACCCACGCUCAACUAACAGCCAUGACCUCGACUACCACCACCAGAGGACUGUCAGUCCAACGGGGAGUUAUGCAUCGUCUGCAGAGCUGAGUCGGUGCAGCAGUCAGCUUAGCGAGGAGGACUAUGGUGGGGAGUACGGAGAGAGGGACCCCUAUGAUGAGAAUGACUCUUACCAUUCCUGCCACUCCUCUGUUAGCUAUAGUAAAGGCUCUCCAGACUGGGACCUCGAUGAAACCCAGGGGGCAUACAGCGAUGAGGGAGGUUACAGUAAAGACGGAGGAGAGGAGGCAGCUCUCUAUGAGGAGGAUGAUGGAGGACUGUAUGAGGGAGAAGAGGAGGGCCUCUAUGAGGACGAGGAAAUGAUGUACGAUGAUGAGGAUUUAUAUAAUUUGGAUGGAACCCUGAGCGAGGACAUGGAGCCUCCUUUCACCCCCACACCAACAUCAACUGCUCCUCCAGGUCUGGAUGUAGCUGGCUCCAGACCUCCACUGGAGAAACAGCCCUCAAUACACCAACAGCAGCCCCCUACUCAGCCUCCUAACCAAACAUCUAACCAGGCUCAUCCUCCUGGUAUGGCCCCAGGAGCACAGCCCCCAUCUGGUCAAGCAGCUACCCAACCACCUAAACAGCCCCCACCCCAAACACAGCCACAGCCUCAGCCAGCCCCCUCGGCCACAUCCUUCUUCUCAAUGGCCAAACCUUUAACAGCCGCUGUCACAGGUCUGGCAUCAACUUUCUUGUCUUCUGUUCCUACUGCUCAACCGGCCCAGUCUCACCCUUCAGCCUCAGCCAUGUCACAACAAUCUUCUGCAGCCAACUCUAUCCCCCCAUCCCACCCAGCCACCAUGGCUAACGCAGCCCCCCAGCCUCCAUCCGCCACCACAGGACCUUCCCCUCAGCAGACCCAGUCUUCAACACAGCCUCAGUCCCUGUCUGGUGGUCCUGCCACCACACAGUCAGCUGCCCCUGAAGACCAGGAGCUCCAGCUAGAUGAAGAACCUUGGUUAGAAGAAGAAACCAUGCUGGAGAAUGAAGUCCGGACACCUCCUGCCCAACCAGAGGAGAUGCUCCCCAUGGAGGAUAGGGAGGAGCAUAUUGAAAGGAGCAGGCCACCAACACCAGUGGAAGAAAUAGAGAUGCCACCUGAGAGUCCUGUUGUCAUAGAGGAACCCAAAGAGCCAGUUGACCCAGCAGUGAGAGCCAAAGAGAACUGGUUAAGACUCUACAACAAGGUUUUAGAGCAGCUUCGGGAGGCUCGAGGAGAGACCUCCAGCUCACUGUGGUUUGGUAAAGGAGGAAUGGGUGGAGCACUCUACAGUAUCGACAGCAUGCCUGACCUUCGCAAAAGGAAAGCCAUUCCUCUUGUUAGAGAUCUGGCCAUGUCUCUAGUGCAGAACUCUCGUAAGGCAGGGAUCACCUCUGCCAUGGCUUCCACCACUCUCGGCAAUGAGGAACUGAAGAGCCAUGUUUAUAAGAAGACACUGCAGGCUCUCAUCUACCCUAUCUCCUCCACUACUCCACAUAAUUUCGAGGUGUGGACAGCCACUACUCCAACCUACUGCUAUGAAUGUGAGGGCCUGCUCUGGGGUAUUGCUCGGCAAGGGAUGCGCUGCUCUGAGUGCGGAGUCAAAUGCCAUGAGAAGUGCCAGGAUCUGCUCAAUGCAGACUGUCUGCAGAGAGCUGCAGAAAAGAGCUCAAAGCAUGGAGCAGAGGACCGAACCCAAAACAUUAUCAUGGUCCUGAAGGACAGGAUGAAGAUCAGAGAGAGGAACAAGCCCGAGAUCUUUGAACUAAUCCAAGAAGUGUUUGGCACAGACAAAUCAACACAUGGCACACAUAUGAAACAAAUCAAACAGAGUGUGCUUGACGGGACCUCCAAGUGGUCCGCAAAGAUCAGCAUUACAGUGGUAUGUGCCCAGGGCCUGCAGGCUAAAGACAAAACAGGCUCUAGUGACCCAUAUGUCACUGUCCAAGUGGGGAAGACCAAAAAGAGGACCAAGACCAUUUAUGGCAACCUUAACCCUGUCUGGGAAGAAAACUUCCAUUUUGAAUGCCACAACUCCUCAGACCGCAUCAAGGUUCGUGUUUGGGAUGAGGAUGACGACAUAAAAUCUCGUGUGAAACAGAGGUUUAAACGUGAGAGCGAUGACUUCCUGGGUCAAACAAUCAUUGAAGUCCGCACUCUCAGUGGAGAGAUGGACGUCUGGUACAACCUGGACAAGCGAACUGAUAAGUCUGCAGUGUCAGGAGCCAUUCGGAUGCACAUAAGUGUGGAGAUUAAAGGAGAGGAGACAGUUGCUCCUUACCAUGUCCAGUACACAUGUCUACACGAGCAUCUUUUCCAGUACACCACUGAGGAGCAGAAUGGCGGUGUAGUAAAGAUUCCUGACGCCAAAGGGGACGAUGCAUGGAAGGUGUACUUUGAGGAGACAGCUCAGGAGAUAGUGGAUGAAUUUGCCAUGCGAUAUGGAGUAGAGUCCAUCUACCAGGCCAUGACCCACUUUGCCUGCUUGUCGUCCAAGUACAUGUGCCCAGGAGUGCCAGCUGUGAUGAGCACCCUACUUGCCAACAUCAAUGCUUACUACGCCCAUACAACGCAAUCCUCCAACAAUGUUUCUGCUUCAGACAGAUUUGCUGCAUCCAACUUUGGUAAGGAGAGGUUUGUCAAAUUACUGGAUCAGCUGCACAAUUCCCUGAGGAUCGACCUCUCCAUGUACCGGAAUAACUUCCCAGCCAGCAGUCCUGAAAGACUACAAGAUCUCAAGUCUACUGUUGACCUGUUGACAAGCAUAACUUUCUUCAGGAUGAAGGUUCAGGAGCUGCAGAGUCCCCCCAGGGCGAGCCAGGUGGUGAAAGACUGCGUCAAAGCCUGUCUCAACUCCACCUAUGAGUACAUUUUCAACAACUGCCACGACCUCUACAACAGGGAAUACCAGACGGACCCUUCAAAGGCUGUCCCUCCAGAUGAGCAGGGUCCAAGCACUAAAAACUUAGAUUUCUGGUCCAAACUCAUCACCCUCAUUGUGUCCAUCAUAGAAGAGGACAAAAACUCAUACACUCCAUGUCUCAAUCAGUUUCCUCAGGAACUGAAUGUCGGCAAGAUCAGCGCUGAGGUGAUGUGGAAUAUGUUUGCACAAGAUAUGAAGUAUGCUAUGGAGGAACAUGAGAAGCAACGCCUAUGUAAAAGCGCAGAUUAUAUGAACUUGCACUUCAAGGUGAAGUGGUUGUAUAAUGAAUACUGCAAGGAGCUAACCACUUUCCAGAAGCAUGUGCCUGAAUAUCCAGCCUGGUUUGAACCAUUUGUCAUCAUGUGGUUGGAUGAAAAUGAGGAAGUGUCCAGAGAUUUUCUCCACGGAGCCCUGGAGAGGGACAAAAAAGACGGGUUCCAGGUCACAUCAGAACACGCUUUGUUCUCCUGUUCAGUGGUGGACGUGUUCUCUCAGCUCAACCAGAGCUUUGAAAUCAUUCGCAAGCUGGAGUGUCCUGACCCUCAAAUUGUUGGCAACUACAUGAAGAGAUUCGCUAAGACCAUUGGCAAUGUUCUGCUGUCGUAUGCUGACAUCAUUGCAAAGGACUUUCCAAAUCAUGUCAAGAAGGAGAAAGUGCCGUGCAUCAUCAUCAAUAACAUCCAGCAGCUCAGAGUCCAACUGGAAAAGAUGUUUGAGGCCAUGGGAGGCAAAGAUCUCAAUGUAGAGGCUAGUGAUUUCCUUAAGGAGCUGCAGAACAAACUCAAUAGCGUCAUGGAUGACCUGAGCCGAAUCUUUGCUGUCAGCUUCCAGCCCCAGAUUGAGGACAAUGUGCGGCAGAUGGGAGACAUCUUGGCACAGGUCAAAGGUCAGACUGUUCCAGCCAAUGGUAGUGUGGUUCAGGAGGCAGACAAUGUUCUGCAGCCCAUCAUGGACUUCCUGGACAGCAAUCUGUCGCUGUUUGCAAAGAUCUGUGAAAAGACCGUCCUGAAGCGAGUACUGAAGGAGCUGUGGAAGCUGGUGAUGAAUACAAUGGAGAAAACAAUUGUGCUUCCAACUCUCACUGACCAGACGGUCAUUCAGGGCACUCAGAUGAUCUUCAAUGCUGCUAAAGAGUUGGGCCAACUCUCCAAACUCAAGGAGCACAUGGGCAGAGAGGAGGCCAAGGCUCUGACUCCAAAACAGUGUGCAGUAAUAGAGCUGGCACUGGACACUAUUAAGCAAUACUUCCAUGCCGGCGGUGUCGGCCUGAAGAAAACAUUCUUGGAAAAAAGCCCAGAUCUGCAGUCUCUGCGCUACGCUUUGUCUCUGUACACCCAGGCAACAGACAAGCUCAUCAGGAAGUUUGUCCUUUCUCAGAACGCUCAGGUGCAUGGAGGGAAAGGGGUCAGAUACACGGCAAAUGAAGACACGCCGCCAGAGAAACCAUCUGGAGUGGAUGCGGUUGGCGAGGUGGUCAUGCACGUGGAUAUCUUACCCCAACCCAACGGAGAACACAAGAUCAGUGUGAAAGUGGUGGCGGCAAAUGACCUGAAAUGGAAGGCGCAGGGUUUCCGUCCUUUCGUGGAGGUCUACAUCAUCGGUCCUCACCUCAGUGAUAAGAAGAGGAAAUUUGCCACAAAGUCUAAAAAUAACAGCUGGUCGCCAAAGUUCAAUGAGAGCUUCCAGUAUUCUCUGGGCACUGAGGUCGGUCCAGAAAGCUAUGAGCUGCAGGUGUGUGUGAAGGACUACUGCUUUGCCAGGGAGGACCGUACCGUGGGCAUGGCCGUUCUGCAGGUGAAGGACAUAGCCAACAAAAACAGUGUCACCUGCUGGCUGCCGCUGGGCAGACGCGUCCACAUGGAUGAGACGGGCCUGACCGUGCUGCGAAUCCUGUCUCAGCGCAACAACGACGACGUGGCCAAGGAGUUUGUCAAGCUCAAGUCGGACCAGCGCUCGGCUGAGGAGGGCCGCAGCUGAAGGAAGUCACAUGUGCACAAAAACACAAGAGACUUACCUGACACACAUAGUAUUAUACACACAUAUAGUUCUCAUACCUACAGAGAUAAACAACCAUGUGCAAUACAUAAGCACACACAUGAAAAUGCUCUCUUGUACAUAUAUCUGCAUACAUUGCAAUGUUAUCAAUGCAAAAUGAAUAAAUAUGUUUAUAAAAGUUCAUAUUUAAUUUUAAAUAUUUGGACAGUUGCCCUAAUCAGACCUCUAGGCUUUAAGUGAGCCUCACAUUAGCAAGCACUUCAAUCACUCACUUAAUCUUUCCUAUAAGACGUCACACCUUUUAUAUGCUGUACAUUUAGAUGUGAUAUAAUGCGACGCAGAACAACAACAAAAACCAUGUGAAUAGUUUGAGAACGACCACUUUGCACUUUUGCUUCUCUGUGUCUUCAGGAGAGCAGUCUUUGCCUAGCUAUGCUCUGUCCGUCCGUCCGCUUGCCUGCCUGACUGUGUGUCGUUCUUUCAGUCCGUUGUUCUUUCCCUCCCCCCCUCCCGUCGUUUGCUCUGCGUAGUCUUCCCACGACGUGAUGUGUUGUGUUCAGUCGAAGUUAAGGCGCAGAUCUAAGAUCAGUGUCCGAACGCCCAAAAUGUCCAGUAGAAGAACCACAGCACUGACCUUAGAUCAGUGUUCAGGGGCAACAUCUCUGCUCGUCUGUCCUGUUAUGAACGUUCUUGCAUGUUGACCCCAGGAACACUGUGACAUACUUUGCUGUAACCAUAGCAACCGUUCCCCUCUCCCGUAAAAAAAGGGUGCCUCCAGUAUUUUACCAGUAAGCAUGGUGCACAUAACCCUGGUACAGUUAUUACUUAACUCAUCUUCAUUUUCAGACUAAAGAAAAAAUGCUGAGACAUAGUCACGUGACUUGAAGGAAGAAAAUGAGGCCACAACGUGCAUUUUUUAAAAAACGUUUCUUGCUUCAUAUCACUACAGCAGAGCAAUACCCCGGAGUAUGAGAUAUCCACACCCUUAGAGUACACAUUAACUUCACAAAGGGCUACAGGAUCAGUGGACUGGGAUGUCAGUUUACACACUAAUACAUGCUGUCCAUGCUUCUGUUGGCAACUUGUCCACCAAGUUCCCAUCCAGCUGUUCUGCCAUAGAGACACCACCACACCGCAGACACACUAGAGUUUAGAAAGUCUGUCACGAGUAACACUGUGGAGGAACUUCAAAUAAAUCCACAGCCAGAAGUGGACACACGAUGCAGGCCGCUAAAUAAACGACAGCCCAGUGGAGUGUUUUCCUCCUGCACACGUUAUCUAAACCCAUCUUCUAAAGGCAAUAGUGGUUUGUACGUUCACGUAACCAUGUGGUUUUUGUGAACAACCCCUCUGUGAACACUGCUCUGUCUUUUGUUAUUGUGUGCGUGCAUGUGUGUGAAGGUGUGUGUGUUUGUGGGUUGAUUGUCAUAGCUGCAAAAUCAGGCUCUAAGAUUAUGAGCAAUAUAUUGUACCUACAUACCCAAAAUGUAUGCGCUGUUAAUAACAAGAGUAGAAACUGCAAUAUCCAGAUCCAAGGAAUGGGAAACUUAUGAUUCUUUUUUUUUUAAAUCACAAAGAUAUUUUUGUUAUGGACUCAUAAAAUCCCCAUUCCCGCUAGAAGUGUGUAAGCGUUUUAUCAGAUGCGUGGGACAUAUUUUGGAAUAAUGGUUGAAAAAAAAAAAUAACAAAAAAUAAGGGAAGGGUUUUUGUCCUUGAAUUAUAUUUGCUUUUAGAAGGACCAAAUCUGCACGAACCAGAGCUCAUUUUUGUUUGAUUCCAAGAAAAAAAAAAAGCCAUCAGAGUCACCGCCAAGCAUUUAUUUAAGUAUUAGUUUCAGUCUUGCUGUCAUGUUAUGUGUUGAUGAAUCCCUUUAGCUUUCACUGCAAAAAGUGAGCAAAAACUCAUAGUCCAGAUCGUGUCGUAGUCUCUUUGUGAAAUCCAAAAUGAUGUCAGUGACAGGUGUAAGCAGGCGGAGGUAACGCUGCAGGGCGACGUGUGGAGCUCCUGUACACUAUACGACACCAGGCAUCAUCACUGCUGGCCUGUCACAUGUUGUCCUUACUAAAUACUGCUGAAUUUUACCAAAAAAAACAUGUUCUGAAUGUUAUUUAUCCUCAGCAGAGCCUUCUCUCUAGUUCAAGGGAUAGUUCGAACCAGAGCCACAACUAACUAGGAAAACGCCAACACAUGCCUUUAAUUUAGGCGUCCAAAUUCCACUUAACUUUAUUUUUGUUUCAUCCAUUUUAUCAGUCCUGCUUGUUUUUUUUUUGUUUGUUUGUUUGUUUUUUUUAAGUGAAAGCCUUGUUGUGUGUCGUUGCCACUUUUGACACACAGUGCUGUUAACUUAUUUUCAUGUUAUUAAAGUAAUCCCAGGGCUCAAGACAAAAACUUGACAUGUCAGGUUUUAGCAGAAAAAAAAAAACCCAUAGAAUAACAUCAUGGCGUGUUUUUGAUCAUCCAGUACGGGGCUUGUUGGUUGCCUGCUUUCAUGUAUGUAAGCAUAUAGACACACACACACACUCAUGACACACCGACACACAUCAAAACACCAAUCUAUGCUCAAGCACAAAAGGGCACAUGUAAGAUGACACACAUGCAUGCAUGCACGCUGACACAACUCUGUGGAGACCAAUGAUGCCCACCCUGUGAAUAGAGUCAACUACAAUUGCAUGAUGGGAAACUUAACUGUGCCAGCACGUGUCUCUUUGAUGUUACUUGACAUAUUCUUUCCUUUGCUUUUCAAUUUCCAAAGCUAUGUAAUGAAAACUCAUCCUUUUUCUUUUUAAACGGCUUGUGAAUACGUCAUCUGUAACCAAUAUGAAUGUAGUGUGAACACAGAAUUCGCAUGAGAGAAUUAUUUUCUACUGAGGAUGUUUCUAAUUUGUUUCUUAUCAUUAUUGAUUGUUCUUUAAUGAGGAUGAAGUGGACCUGGAAUGCAGCCUGACUGUGAUCUGCUUCCUAUUAAAAGGACAUUUGUGUCACAACAUGUCGA
Messenger RNA from Sphaeramia orbicularis (orbiculate cardinalfish), 9034 nucleotides. RefSeq names its product protein unc-13 homolog A. Gene Ontology annotation, cellular component: presynaptic membrane; presynaptic active zone cytoplasmic component; plasma membrane. The coding region runs from base 391 to 6024 and encodes 1877 amino acids. Gene Ontology annotation, molecular function: syntaxin-1 binding; calcium ion binding; phospholipid binding. NCBI's taxonomy places the organism in Eukaryota, Metazoa, Chordata, Actinopteri, Kurtiformes, Apogonidae. The record is from RefSeq and is a predicted model, not a curated record. The transcript is spliced from 43 exons. Gene Ontology annotation, biological process: synaptic transmission, glutamatergic; dense core granule priming; presynaptic dense core vesicle exocytosis.